Xyrichtys novacula (pearly razorfish) is the source of this 639-nucleotide messenger RNA. Lineage: Eukaryota; Metazoa; Chordata; Actinopteri; Labriformes; Labridae. The record is from the annotation of a GenBank genome assembly.
AUGUUCAUCACCCCGUCGAGAGAACGCAUCAUCUUGGAGAUGACUAAUUUGGAGGGAAGACGGAAAAUCGGAGAUGGCUGGAAACGCAUGGAUGCCGUCGACCUUCGCGCCUACAUGGGGCUGCUGCUUUUAGCUGGCGUCUACAGGUCCCGAGGCGAGGCGACCGCCAGUCUGUGGGACGCUGAGAGCGGACGGUCCAUCUUCCGCGCCACGAUGCCGCUGAAAGUGUUUCACGCCUACUCUAGACUGCUGAGAUUCGACGACCGCGAGUCGAGACCUGCCAGACGCGCGGUCGACAAACUGGCGGCCGUAAGAGAGGUCUGGGAUGCGUGGUCCGAGUGGCUGCCGUCCCUCUACAACCCCGGGCCGGAGAUAACGGUGGACGAACAGCUGGUUCCGUUUAGAGGGCGUUGUCCCUUUCGGCAGUAUAUUCCCAGCAAGCCAGCGAAAUACGGGAUCAAGACGUGGGUGGCGUGCGACUCUAAAUCCAGUUACGCUUGGAAGAUGCAAGUGUACACAGGGAAGGCCGCGGCCGCAGACGCAGCUGCGGGCCACGACCGGGGCGAGGAAGAGGAAGAGGUGUCAGUUUUGCCCGCGGGCAAAGGACAACAAAACUUCCACUGUGUGCAGCGGGUGUAA